UCAUGGACGUAAACUAAACAGAAAGUUACCAUGAUAAAAGUUAGGCAUUUCUUUCAAAUUGCAGCAACAACACCCGUUUCCCUUGUAAAUCAACAACCAGUCCCCACAGGGUCUGAGGUUUGAUCAAGUUUACAAGGCAUCGCUCUUUAAACACUUAUUACAGUUACACUCUGACAGAAAGAAUGCGCGAGGCAGUUAGCAUUAGCCGGCUAGCAGCGUGCUGACAGCAGCGAAAGGAGGCGAACAAAAGACUUCUCUGCAAUAGUCCGCUUGUAGUGACACUCGGUCCAUGUAGCAGGGGAGAUUAUCAGCACAAUGCCCGUGUUACUUUUUCUGAUAGACACGUCCGCCUCCAUGAACCAGCGCUCCCAUCUGGGCACUAGCUAUUUGGACAUAGCGAAGGGCGCAGUUGAGACUUUCCUGAAGCUGAGGAGUCGAGAUCCAGCCAGCAGAGGGGACAGAUACAUGUUAGUGAGUUACGAAGAAGCGCCUGCUGGAAUUAAGGCCGGAUGGAAGGACAGUCAUGCCACUUUUAUGACAGAGCUGAGGAACCUUCAAGCAGUUGGAUUGACGACAAUCGGCCAGUCUUUAAGGACCGCUUUUGACUUGCUCAAUCUCAAUAGAUUAGUUUCGGGGAUAGACAACUAUGGACAGGGUAGAAACCCUUUUUUCUUGGAGCCCGCUAUUAUUGUGGCCAUAACUGAUGGGAACAAGCUGACCAGCAGUGCUGGGGUACAAGAUGAGUUACAUUUACCCCUGACAACACCAUUGCCAGGCAGUGAGCUGACCAAAGAGCCGUUCCGAUGGGACCAGCGACUCUUCUCUUUAGUUCUCCGCAUUCCAGGCCACACCUCACCUGACCCAGAACCAAUGGGUGGAGUUCCACUUGACUCCUCCCCUAUUACGCCAAUGUGUGAAGUCACAGGAGGUCGGUCAUACAGUGUGUUUUCUCAAAGAAUGCUAAACCAGUGCCUAGAGUCUCUAGUGCAGAAGAUUCAAAGUGGAGUGGUCAUCAAUUUUGAGAAGACUGGACCUGACCCCACCCCUACCGAAGAUGGUCCAGCAGAGGUGAAGUAUGGACCUCAGCCAUGGCACAGUUCUCAUAAGCUCAUCUAUGUCAGACCCAAUCCUAAAACUGGUGUUCCUGUGGGUCACUGGCCUCUCCCAGAAUCCUUUUGGCCUGACCAGAACUCUCCUACUUUGCCUCCACGUACAGCUCAUCCGCAGGUGAAGUUCACAUGUGUUGAUUCAGAGCCCAUGGUGGUGGAUAAAGUUCCCUUUGACAAGUAUGAGCUGGAGCCUUCGCCGCUUACACAGUACAUACUAGAAAGGAAAUCACCACACACCUGCUGGCAGGUUUUUGUGUGUAACAGUGCUAAAUAUGGAGAACUCGGGCAGCCUUUUGGCUAUCUGAAAGCCAGCACGGCUCUCAACUGUGUCAACUUAUUUGUUAUGCCAUAUAACUAUCCUGUGGUCCUGCCUUUGCUUGAUGACUUAAUUACUGUGCAUAAGUUUAAGCCUCCGGCAAAAUGGCGACAGUCUUUUGAAACUUAUCUUAAGACAAUGCCCCCUUACUACAUCACUGCCCUGAGGAAAGCCCUAAGAAUGAUGGGAGCUCCAAACCUGCUGGCUGAAAACAUGGAGUAUGGCCUCAGCUACAGUGUUGUGUCCUACCUCAAAAAGCUCAGUCAGCAGGCGAAGGUGGAGGCAGACAGAGUUUGUGCAUUAGUGGGAAAAAAGACAGUACCGGAAAACGGGAUUAAACUUCGUUGUAGAAGCUCCGCUAUUUCUCUGGCGCACAGGAAGGAUUUCACACAGCUGCUGCACAGCAUCAUGGGAGACGGGCCAGCUCUGCCUAAUGAGGCUAAUACAAAAGAGUUUGCUGGGUUUCAGCUAGCUGCUCUGAAUUCAGCAUUGAAGCCACAAGGAUUACGUAACCCGUAUGAUAUCCCAAGGGCUCAUCUGUUGGACCAGCUGAGCCGCAUGAGGCGCAACCUUCUGCACACCAAUGUCUGCAUUCUUAAAGGGCAAGAUCAAGAUCAACUUCACAGUGUGCCUAUAGCUCAGAUGGGCAACUAUCAGGACUUCCUGAAGCAUUGCCCCGCCCCUCUGAGAGAGGCAGACCCUGAUCAGCCUAAACGUCUGCACACCUUUGGUAACCCCUUUAAAUUGGACAAAAAGGCAAUGAUGGUGGAUGAAGCAGAUGAAUUUGUUACUGGCACUCAAAGCAAAGGCAAGCGUCCCGGUGAACCAAGCAGCCCUGCAGGGGUAGGGGCCCCUAAACGCAGACGCUGUAUGUCCCCUCUGCUUCGGCUGGGUCGGGCAUACACACCGCCAAAAACACCACCUAGAACUCCAGAUGACGAUCAAAAAGAGGUGACAAACCACAUCGCCAACCACCUCGAGCCAAAUCACAUCUCGGACGGGGAGCCGAGUCCCGUGCCAGAGACUGAGCCGCUCCAGCAGAGGAACCACAUUGAGAUGGAUGAGGUUGAGAACCAGCAUGAGGAAGUGCAGGAGAACGGCCAGUCCAGCGAAAGUGAGCUGUCUCUGGGCAGCGAGGGUGAAGAGGAUUCCCCGCGGCGUUACCCUUCGCCUUGCCAACUGAAGAAGAUCAGGAAUCAAGAGAGCCAAGAGCUUAACUCUGAACUCCGAGUACUCAUCACCAAGGAGAUUAGGAAACCCGGGAGACGUAUGUGUUAUGAGAAAAUCUUCUACCUCCUCAAGCAAAUCCAAGGCAGUUUGGAAACACGACUGAUCUUCCUGCAAAAUAUAAUCAAAGAAGCUGCCAGAUUUAAGAAACGAGUCUUGAUUGAGCAGCUGGAGAACUUCUUAGAAGAGAUUCACUUAAGAGCCAACAGCAUGAAUCAUCUGGAUGGUUUCUGAGCACUCCAUCUGCCCUACUUGAAAUGCUCACGCACAGAUCUGCACUAUUUAUGUAACGUCUUUUUUGGACUUGUGUGUCUUCGGUCCUUCGACAUUGAACCUGGUUUUAUUGAGGAAAUGAUGCAUUGUCGCCAAACCUCAGGGAUGGGUGAAAUGGGACAAGUGGCUCUACAAGACGCACUCAAACACGCACUGCUAUUUCUUUGUCGGUUUUUCUCUUCUUGUGCCAAAGAUGAUCGUUAUUGUUAUCAGAUUCAUCCUUUGCUAAUUUGCUGACUACACCCCUCCUUCCCCAUGGCCUCUCACAUGUCAUUGAUCGCUAUUAUAAACAUGUUUUCAAGCUUUGUAGGAAAUGGUGCUGCCUACUCACUGUUGCAUUCAGUGUCAGACCAGACAGAUUAUUGUUAAAUAAGUUCUUGAGCUGGAUCUCUACUUAAUCUCUGGACUAAAUCAGCAAUAUUCUACACCAAUAAAAACACAUUAUCCAUCAUUUUGUUGCUGUAGGUUGCAUUGUUAUUUAUAACAGUUCAUCUCAGGAAUGCUGUCAUUUUGAAAGAUUUAGCAGGUGCAUGCAUACUUUGUUUUCCUAAUACUUAAAUACUUGAUUUUCUUUAUCUGGGAUUUUUCGUUAUGGCAAAUAUUGUUUCAAAACUUUCAAACUGAGUGUUUUCUGAACGGUAAUGUUGGUUAGGCUGCAUGACCAUCAAGCAGUUGUUUAUUAUUUUCAUGUUAAUCAAUUAAAGAUGACCUCUGCUGAAAUUCUGAAUGACAUUUGAGGAAUCUCUAAAAAGACCCGUUUAUAAUUUAGUAAUGAAUUUUGCUUACAGAAGUUAUUAUAGUAGGAAGAAUAUAAAAAAACAUUGAUACAGAUAUAAGUGAGAAUGUCAAAAUCUUUUUUGAUCCUCACAAAAUGGGAAACAUUGUUCAAACCUUAAGCCACUUGUUCAUUUAUGUGGAAGGCGGUUGCUGCUAAUGUAUUUUUACAUUACUGCCUUACAUUCAGUUUCUCGUAUGUUAUGUAUUUGUGUUUAUUUUUCUGUUUCUCUUUCUAACCCUGCACCCUAAUGUAGGGACCAAACCUUUGCCAUCUGUGUUACCGAUAAAGAUGAUGGCUUAUUUAAAAAAAUUUUAAAUUUCUGUAUAUAUGUACAUGGUUACAUUUGAAAAUAGUAUUUAAGAGAAUCUUUUGGUGCAAAGCCUCCUUUUUGUAUGUAUCUAAAUAAAGUUUUACACUGUAAAUAGUCAUGUAAAUAAAAUACAUUUUUCUGUCA
Messenger RNA from Paramisgurnus dabryanus, 4157 nucleotides. The record is from RefSeq and is a predicted model, not a curated record. Lineage: Eukaryota; Metazoa; Chordata; Actinopteri; Cypriniformes; Cobitidae.